Messenger RNA from Aspergillus alliaceus, 774 nucleotides. RefSeq names its product putative alpha-L-arabinofuranosidase (gene abfI). Gene Ontology annotation, molecular function: alpha-L-arabinofuranosidase activity. The transcript is spliced from 6 exons. The record is from RefSeq and is a predicted model, not a curated record. The coding region runs from base 1 to 774 and encodes 257 amino acids. Gene Ontology annotation, biological process: L-arabinose metabolic process. Lineage: Eukaryota; Fungi; Ascomycota; Eurotiomycetes; Eurotiales; Aspergillaceae.
AUGAGUUUAGCGCCUAACGUUCUUUUGCCCUUUCUCCUUGUCCCCACGGUGGUAAGCCUGCCCUCGAGCUUUAGAUGGAAAUCGAGUGGUCCCCUGAUUGGGCCUAAAGAUGAUGGUCGCAAUAUCGUCGGCAUCAAGGAUCCAUCGAUCGUCGAGGUCAACGGCAAAUAUCAUGCCAACUCGGCCAUCUUCCAUUAUCUAGACCAGGCCCCGAUGGGCAGUGGUUACCGCGCGGCGCCGCAGGUUUCCUUCAAGCCCCACAACCUGUGGUACUUGGCAUACCAGAACGGCAAUAACUUUUUCGGUGAUAUCCCUAGCAUCAUUAGUCAAAAUAUAGGCAAUAGCAACUGGGUUGAUAUUCAUCUAUACCAUUCACAAACCCCGCUUAGCAACUUCCCCAAUGGGAUGACCAAUACAGUUAUCGCACUGUCGGAUCCCAACAAGAACAGAUUCUUCGAGGCAUCGACUGUCUACUGUGCCGGGAAAGGGCGACAUUUGCUCAUUGUGGCGCUUGACGGGGGGAGGAGCAGCCUGGCGGAUACGAAAGCGAACCCGUUCGCGCGCUCGAAUAAUGUUGUCUUCAACAAUGGCAAUGCCUGGACGAAGAGUAUCAGCCACGGCGAAAUGGUUCGCAGCCAGACAGACCAAACCAUGAGCAUUGGCCCAUGCAGUCUCCGUUACUUGUACCAGGGCCUAGAUCCUUUGGCCAGUAGGGACUGCAAUUCGCUUCCAUGGAGAUUGAGCCUUCUUACCAAGACCAACUCAGCUUAUUAA